Molecule: messenger RNA, 2757 nt
Organism: Aphanomyces astaci
Lineage: Eukaryota; Oomycota; Saprolegniomycetes; Saprolegniales; Verrucalvaceae
Exons: 4
Coding region: 25-2439 (804 amino acids)
Biological process (GO): double-strand break repair via break-induced replication; DNA replication; mitotic DNA replication initiation
Cellular component (GO): MCM complex; nucleus
Molecular function (GO): ATP binding; ATP hydrolysis activity; single-stranded DNA helicase activity
Source: RefSeq, a predicted model, not a curated record
UUCAAACCCCAAAGGGAGCGAGGAAUGGAUGCAGUAAGCAGCGCGAACGAUGAAGUGUUCCGGCGACACAAGAACUACUUUGCGCAGUACAUCGAUUCGGACGACUCGAAUCUCCCAGACAAGAUCCGAGCGCUCGCAGAGACGGAGGGCGGCUCCAAGCGCCUCAUGGUCGACCUGAACGUGCUACGUGUAUACGACGGGUACUUUACCAACGGCAACGACGAAGCCAAUAUUGUGACGCGUUUGCUGCAACAGCCGUCCGAGUACUUGCCGCCGCUCGAGGACGCUGUACGCGACGCCAUCGUGAACGCCCAGAACUCGUACAACCCGAAGGCCGCUUUGACAGUGGACGCAAGUCAAGUGGAGGUGGGUCUCGAAGGCGACUUUGGCGCACACUUUAUGACUCCCCGCGGGUUGGUCGCGUCGUUUCUGUCCCAAUGCGUGUGCGUGCACGGCAUCGUGACCAAGUGCUCUGCAGUCCGCCCCAAGGUGGUCAAGUCGGUGCAUUACUGCAAGGAAACCAACUCGAUGGUGUCUCGCGAGUACCGCGACCACACAUCUCUCACAGGGGCGCCAACCACCAGCGUAUACCCGACCAAGGACGAGAACGGCAACCUCCUCGAGACCGAGUUUGGGCUGUGCCAGUACAAGGACUACCAGGUACUGACCAUCCAAGAAACGCCCGAGACCGCUCCCCUUGGGCAACUUCCCCGGUCGUGCGACGUCACAGUCGAAGCCGACCUCGUCGACAAGUGCAAGCCCGGGGACCGCAUCCACGUCAUCGGCGUAUUCCGAGCCAUCGCGUCGCAAACAGUAGGUGAAGACACCUGGAAUAAAUAUGACUCAUAUGGAUCACGGCAGGCGGCGUCGUCGUCGGGGGUGUUCAAGACGGCCCUAUUGGCCAACAACGUUCAAGUGAUGGGCAAAGAAGUGCACGGCAUCGUCAUGACGACGGAGGACGUGAUGCACGUGCGCGAGUUCGCCAAGCGCGGCGACGCGAUGGACAUUCUGUCGCGGUCCAUCGCGCCAUCCAUCUUUGGCCAUGCCGCCAUCAAGCAAGCGCUGCUUCUCCAGCUGCUCGGCGGCGUCGAGAAGAACCUGGACAACGGCACGCACCUCCGCGGGGACAUCAACGUGCUCAUGGUAGGCGACCCGUCCACGGCCAAGUCGCAGCUGCUCCGGUUCGUGCGGAACCUGGCGCCGCUCGCGGUGAGCACCACCGGGCGUGGGUCCUCCGGGGUGGGUCUCACCGCCGCCGUGACGUUGGACCCCGACACCAAGGAGAAGCGGCUGGAGGCGGGCGCGAUGGUGCUGGCGGACCGCGGCAUCGUGUGCAUCGACGAGUUUGACAAGAUGGGCGAGGCCGAUCGCGUGGCCAUCCAUGAAGUGAUGGAGCAGCAGACCGUGACCAUCGCCAAGGCGGGCAUCCACGCCACUCUGAAUGCGCGGUGCAGCGUCUUGGCGGCGGCGAACCCCGUGUACGGCCAGUAUCAGAAAAACAAGCGGCCGCAGGAGAACAUAGGGCUGCCCGACUCGCUGCUCAGUCGGUUCGACCUGCUCUUUGUCGUGCUGGACUCGCUGGACCGGCACGCCGACCGCAUGAUCAGCGAUCAUGUGCUUCGGAACCACCGAUACUGCGCGCCGGGGGACGAAGGGCGGCCGAUCUCGUUCCACACAACCGAGAUCUGGACCGACAAGGACGCGGCGGACGCGGGGAUGUCCAUCUUCCAGCCGUACGAUCCGCUUCUGCACCCCAACUCGAACAAGGAGGGCGUGCUCACCGUGCCCUUUCUCAAGAAGUUCAUCCAUUACGCCAAGACGCGGUUGCCGCCCGUGCUCACGGAACCCGCGCGGGACCUCAUCGCCGAAGGGUACGCGGCCCUCCGCAGCCAGCAGACCCAGCGCACACUCCCCGUGACGGCGCGGACGCUGGAGACGCUGAUCCGCCUCGCGUCGGCGCACGCCAAGGCCCGACUGAGCAAGUACAUUGAGCUGCCGGACGCCACGCACGCGCUAAACUUGAUGAAGUACGCGCUGUACCAUGAAGUGUCGACGGAAGCAACCGCCGACGACCGCCCGGGGACGACGACACGGCAAGAAGAUGAGCCUGUGGACGAAGACGAGGAGACUCAGGACGUGGACAUGCCAGAGCUGCCCCCCCCUGCCAAGCGCUUCAAGGUGGACGAAGAGAUGCCCAAGCAGCCGACCGACGACUUGCGCCAACGGGUGACGGCGUACUUGAGCCAAGUCACGAGCGAAGAGAACGAAGAGUCGAUGGGCCAGCAGUUUUAUGUCAAGGACCUCCUCACUGCGGUCAACAAGGGCCAACCCAAGCGCGCAACCGCCAAGCAGUUGGGCGUCGUGCUCAUGGCGCUGGAAGAAGAGAACAAGCUCAUGUACCUGCGAGAUGGCGACGAUCCGUCCAUCAUGUUAGUCUAAGGAAGGGUGUGUAUUCAUGCAUUUAGUGUAUCAAUCGUUUGACUUUGGCGGAGCAGCAGCGGGGUUGUUGGGGAUGACGGGGCUGUCGAUGUCCACAGAGUCGUUCAGCGCCACUGUCGCAAGCUCCAUGUAUGCUUCCAUGGAAGGAAUGGGCUGGAAGUGUGCCAUCCCGCCGCCUCUUCUUCCGUCAAGGGGGAGGGACUUCUUGGCCACGGAACUCGCCUCGUCCGAGAACCACCGCCGCCGCCACACGAGCAAUCGCCCUCGCUGCAUUUUCAGAUCACAGGCAAUUUCGGGGACUAGCCAAUGACAGGCCGU